Molecule: messenger RNA, 513 nt
Organism: Blumeria graminis f. sp. triticale
Lineage: Eukaryota; Fungi; Ascomycota; Leotiomycetes; Helotiales; Erysiphaceae
Source: the annotation of a GenBank genome assembly
AUGACUGAAGUUAAAGAUAAAACCGCCAACCCAUCUUUCGUGAAGCUCUCAAUAAAUCCACAGCCAUGGAAGCCUAUAAAUUCGGCAAGAAAGAAAGAAUCAACCUUGGAUUCUUGGGAAGACGAACAGAUUUCCUCUGAGGAUGAAAUAGAAGAUCCUCUAUCGCCAGAGCAGCCGGCAAAUUUCCCCUUGGCACCACCUGCGACACCUAUCUCCCAAACUAUAUCUUUUACUCACGAAAGCCUGAAUGGAAUUUGCGGCUACAACCUUGAGAAUGCCAGUGAUGUGCGGACUGCCCGUGGCUGCCCGAGACCUGACAAGACCGAUGCUGCCGCGAAAAGAAUGAUUGCAGGCGCCCUGGGUAUCAAACCUUCAAAGAAAACUGAGGAUCAGAUGGCGUACGAGAAAGCUGUCAAAGAAAGAGAAGUCAAGAGAAGGAAACAGGAGAAAGAAGCUCUCCAGCGGACUCAAAUAGAGUCUGAGCGAGCACAACAAGCGAUUUGGUCUGAUUAG